UUUUUUUUUUUUUUGAAGUUUCUUGUGAAGCUGCGCAGGUCACCGUGGAGGGCUGGGGAAGGGACGGUUUGUCACGCUCAAGAUGGAGGGAUAGUGCUCAGUUACUGCUGAGGGGAGACAUCUUCAGCCAGAGGGCAAAGUCCAGGCCGCCCUACCAGCCCAGUUUGCCCAGUCUCUGCGCGCUGUUGGGGUCGGAGCCCACACUGCUUGUGCCCUCGGCACCCUUGGCUUUUGGGGCAGGUGCCGCCUCAGGGACAGCAAGGGGCAGUGUGGGGCUCAGCAUGGUGGGUGUCGGUGUGGCCCCCAUGUAGAGAGACCCGUGUGUGGUGGGGAAGGUGAAAGCAAUCCCCUCUACCCGUGGCCAUGGCAGGCAGCGAGGCAGCAGGCAGGCCUGCUCCUGCCUGCGUCCUGGGCAUAGACCUGGGCACAACAUCGGUUAAGGCAGCCCUGUUGAUGGGGGCAGAGCAAGGGCAGGUGGUGGCAGAGAGCUGCUCCAGGGAGACGCAGGCGCACACCAGUAGCCUGGAAGCUGGACCACAGGGAAUGGAGCAGAAUGUCCGGAGAAUAGUAAGAGCAUUGAAUGAAUGCCUUGCUGCUCUACCUCAGCAGCAGCUUCAAAGAGUCAGUCAUAUUGGCAUUUCAGGACAAAUGCAUGGGAUUGUGUUUUGGAAAAGAGAUAAAGGUUGCAAGUGGACAGAGUGUGGUACAGGCCCUACCUUUGAGCCGGAGGAGGUCAGUCAUCUGAUUACUUGGCAAGACGGCCGCUGCAGUCCCACCUUCCUCUCUUCUCUUCCUCUGCCACAGUCACAUAUCAGCUUGGCUACAGGAUUUGGGUGUGCCACAGUCUACUGGUAUUUAAAGAAAAGUCCAGGUUUUCUGAAGUCUUAUGAUGCAGCUGGCACUAUCCAUGACUAUGUGGUUGCCAUGUUGUGUGGCCUGAAGAAGCCACUGAUGUCCAUCCAGAAUGCUGCCAGCUGGGGAUAUUUUAAUUCCAGAAGCAAAAGCUGGAAUACUGACAUAUUGAAAAAAUCCGGCUUUCCUGUUCACUUGCUUCCAGAGGUGGGAGACCCUGCUAGUAUUGCAGGCAGGACAAUCUGUGCAUGGCAUGGAAUACCCAAAGGAGCAAAAGUAGGAAUUGCUCUAGGAGAUUUCCAGUGCUCUGUUUAUUCCUGUCUGACUGAGAGGACUGAUGCAGUUCUUAAUAUCGGUACCUCUGCUCAGCUGACUGUCUCAAUGCCCUCUGGUUUCCAGCCUCCAGAGACACCAGAUCCUUCCUCAGCUGUUACUUAUUUUCCCUACUUCAAUGAUGACUACCUGGCAGUGGCAGCAUCACUGAACGGAGGCAAUGUGCUAGCAACAUUUGUGGACAUGGUGGCACGGUGGACGGAAGAGCUAGGACUUCAGGUUCAGGAGCCUGCCAUCUAUACAAAGAUAAUCGAAGCAGCCUUGGCCCAAAAUGACAGCAAACUCUCAGUCCACCCAACCAUAUUUGGAGAGAGACACAUUCCUGAGCAGUUGGCAUCAGUGACCAAUAUUGCUGUCUCUGACCUCUCCCUGGGUCAUGUAACCAGAGCUCUGUGUCGUGGCAUCGUUGAAAACCUCUGUUCCAUGUUACCUGUGCAGCACCUGAUGGAGAUGGGAGUGAGGAGGAUUCUGGGGAGUGGGAGUGCCCUUGCCAGGAAUGAGGUACUGAGGCAGGAAGUGGAAAGGAUUUUUCCAUGCCCUGUCGUUUACGGGAAGGAUGUCGAUGCUGCUGUGGGAGCUGCCAUGGUGAUGUUCCACAGAAAAUAAAGUCAUUGUCUGGAAUGGCC
Messenger RNA from Harpia harpyja (harpy eagle), 1811 nucleotides. RefSeq names its product sedoheptulokinase (gene SHPK). Gene Ontology annotation, molecular function: sedoheptulokinase activity. Gene Ontology annotation, cellular component: cytosol. Gene Ontology annotation, biological process: cellular response to lipopolysaccharide; carbohydrate metabolic process. The transcript is spliced from 7 exons. The record is from RefSeq and is a predicted model, not a curated record. NCBI's taxonomy places the organism in Eukaryota, Metazoa, Chordata, Aves, Accipitriformes, Accipitridae. Bases 364 to 1791 code for a protein of 475 amino acids.